AUGGCCGGCACGCGGCGGGGCUCCGCGCGGAGCCAAUCAGGACGCGGGAUAUUGGGGAGUCCCGAUCCGGCCUCAGAGGAGCCGUGUCCGGGCGCGGCGGGGUCGCCAUGGCCGCGAUGGCUCCGGCGCAGCGCGGCCCCGCGGGCGGGGGCACAGGAACGCAGCGAUGCACCCCGCAGGAGAGCCCUUACAGCCGGGUACGGCGACCAGCCUCGUUCCUCCGGUGACCUCGCCGUGGCUGACACAGAGAUGGGGAAACCUGAAGAGGCUGCGCUGUGCCCCGGCAGGUUCCUGCAGCUGUGCAAUGAAAACGGCCGUGCGAGCCGGCGCUCGGGACGUGCUGUGCAGACACCGAAGGGACACGAAGCCAGGAGCACUCAGGCCAGCGCUUCCCAAGCACGGACCAGCUCGCUCCUGAGGAAAGUGGCACAACUGGAAAGCAAAUUCAUCCAUCAGAAACGGCAGGUGGGAUUGCAGAGCACUGAGCUGGGCCAGAAGCCUUUGGCUGAAGAGUCCACAUCAUCCAGCCAUGAACACAGUGCAAAGGGCAAGAAAUACCUGAAAAAUUCUGCUGUCACCAGUACAAACGUGACCCUCAGUAAUGCCCCUCCUAAGGAAAAGGAAAGAACCCAAAGCUCCAGAGAGAGUGUUGUGGUUAAACAGCAGUUUGGUUUGGACAGCGAUGGGGAGGAGAUGGGAGAGCUGCUGCAGAGUGUGUUGGAGUUCUGUGAUGGAAAUAAGACUCAGAGGGUUGCUGUGAGUGGCUCCAGAUGUGCUGGAAAGGGUAAGACUCCUCCAUCUCCUAAGGAAGUUUCACUGUCAGAGGCAUCUCAAGUGUCUUCAUUUCACAGCAAAGGCUCAGAGAAAGAUGUUUCUGGCAGAGUUAAUCCACCAACACCUUCCCCAGCCAGCAGAAACCUGUCAGUACAACAUGGCAGGAGAUCUCAGCCACUGUCUUCUGUGAAAAACAACCCUGUCAAGGUUACUCUGCCUGGAAUGGACACCAUCAAGCAGAGCCAAAUAUCACCUGAAAGUGACAGGAGUGAGAUAACAUCAUUAGAUGAGUUAUUUUCCGAAGCAGCUAGCAGCAGCUCAGGUGAUUUCAGACUGAACGUCCUGAGCCUUGAUGAUUUAGCACCAAACAUCACCAGUGAGGCAGCAGAAUUAGAGCAGAAAGGCACAGACAUCCAAAUUGCUCCAGAAUCAAACAGAAAUCCCCCAGAAGAUACAUUCCUGGUGGAAAACACUGUGACUGAAGCUGAAGUCUCUGAGCAUUUAAGUGGAGUUUCUGUAGACUUCCCUGGACACAAGGAGGAUUACCUUGACCAGGAUGGGAGAACUCGUUCUGAAGGCUGUGAGAGGGUUCUGUCCACAGCAGACAGUGAAUCUGUACCAGAAGUGUCAGAGGAACAUCCCCAGAGCUGCACAUACUCUGGAGAAUCCCCAUCUCCAGUGGCAUCACCUGUCUGUACCAGAGAGCAGCAGGAGCAGAGACACAGAGGAGCUGUCAGAGAAGCUGCAGUUCAGACAGUGGAGCCUCCCCUCACCUGGUGCUGCUCAAGGACAGCUGCCUCCUGCCCACUUCACCCAGCCCUAGGAAGCAGUUACCUUGAUGCAGGGCCUGUUGCCAGUCCUCUUGUCAGCAUGGAUGCAGCAGAAGCGCCGGGCUCCUGGGCCCUGGGGUUAAAUGCCCUGUUCAAACAGCACGUGCUGCUGAUCCAGCAGUUUGUGGACAACUAUCAGCAUCUCCACUUGUCCCUGCUGGAGUCCCUGGAGAAGGAAAACUACCACUACCACACCCUGGAGGAGACUAAAGAGUACAUCAGGAAGCACAGACCCCCACCUCUAACACUGGAGCAAGCACGGGAGGAAGUCCAGAGGGCACAGGAGGAGGAACUGCUUUGAGCUGUAAAGGAUUCAUGUUUACAGAGCUCAGGCUGGAACAAGAAACCCCAACUGCUCAGAGUAAACAUUAAACACUCC
Molecule: messenger RNA, 1983 nt
Organism: Colius striatus (speckled mousebird)
Lineage: Eukaryota; Metazoa; Chordata; Aves; Coliiformes; Coliidae
Gene: C25H19orf44
Product: chromosome 25 C19orf44 homolog
Exons: 8
Coding region: 1-1905 (634 amino acids)
Source: RefSeq, a predicted model, not a curated record